Molecule: messenger RNA, 3774 nt
Organism: Molossus molossus (Pallas's mastiff bat)
Lineage: Eukaryota; Metazoa; Chordata; Mammalia; Chiroptera; Molossidae
Gene: ADAMTS16
Product: ADAM metallopeptidase with thrombospondin type 1 motif 16
Exons: 22
Coding region: 1-3774 (1257 amino acids)
Biological process (GO): extracellular matrix organization; proteolysis
Cellular component (GO): extracellular matrix
Molecular function (GO): metalloendopeptidase activity
Source: RefSeq, a predicted model, not a curated record
AUGUGGGGCCCUGGCUGCGCGGCGCUCUGGGUGCUGUUGCUGGCGCAGGUGGGUGUGCAGGUGAGUCCCCGACAGCGGGGGCAGGGCCCCCCGUGGCUUGCCUUGCGCAGCCCCCAGUCUCACCGAGGUGUCGCCGCUGUUUUCCAGCAGGCACCUGCGCGCGCCUUGAGACCCGCUGCGGACUCGCCCGGGAGCCCGAGCGUCCGGCGUCCUCCAGGUCCCGCGGAGUGGCCCGCCUGGGAGAAAAAGGGCGAAUAUUACCUGGUGUCUCCCUAUGAGGUUGACCACAAUGGCAACUACGUGUCCCAGGAAAUCACACACCCCCAGAGGAGGAGGAGAGCCCUGGCCCAGCUCGGAGUGGACUCUCUUCACCUUCGGCUGAAAGGCUUCAAGCACGACUUCCACAUGGAGCUGAAAACCUCCAGCAAUCUGGUGGCUCCUGGAUUUCUCAUCCAGACACUGGGAAAGGGAGGCAUUAAAUCAGUACAGGCUUUCCCACCUGAGGAUUUCUGUUUUUACCAAGGCUCCUUACGAUCGCACAAGAAUUCUUCCGUGGCUCUUUCAACCUGCAGAGGUUUGUCAGGCAUGAUAAGAACACAAGAAGCAGAUUACUUCUUAAAGCCACUUCCUUCACACCUAGCAGGGAGGCUCAAUGACUCUGCCGGGGGUGGGCCUCCCUCCCACAUACUGUAUAAGAGAUCCACAGAGCCACCGGCUCAGAGGGGGCGCCAGGUAAUGAUGGUCCAGAGGCAGCAGGAGCUGGAAAAUCACCACCUCUUCUACCAUGAACAUCAAAACCUGCACAGUGGCUCUAACCUCAAGCACCCACAAAAGCAGCAUUUCUGUGGAAGACGCAAGAAAUACAUGCCCAAGCCUCCCAGGGAAGACCUUUUCAUCUUGCCUGACGAGUAUAAGUCUUGCUCACGGCACAAGCGUUCUCUUCUGAAGUCCUAUAGGAAUAAAGAACUGAAUGUGGAAACAUUGGUAGUGGUUGACAAAAAGAUGAUGCAAAACCAUGGCCAUGAAAAUAUCACCACCUACGUACUGACAAUACUCAACAUGGUAUCUGCUUUAUUCAAAGAUGGAACAAUAGGAGGAAACAUCAACAUUGCAAUCGUAGGUCUGAUUCUUCUAGAAGAAGAACAGCCAGGGCUUGUGAUAAGCCAUCACGCGGACCACACCUUAAGUAGCUUCUGCCAGUGGCAGUCUGGAUUGAUGGGGAGAGAUGGAACUCGCCAUGACCACGCCAUCUUACUUACUGGUCUGGACAUAUGCUCCUGGAAGAAUGAGCCCUGUGAUACUUUGGGAUUUGCACCCAUAAGUGGAAUGUGUAGUAAAUAUCGCAGCUGUACAAUUAACGAAGAUACAGGCCUUGGACUGGCUUUCACUAUUGCCCACGAGUCUGGACACAACUUUGGCAUGGUCCAUGAUGGAGAAGGGAACAUGUGCAAAAAGUCUGAGGGCAACAUAAUGUCCCCUACAUUAGCAGGACGCAAUGGGGUCUUCUCCUGGUCACCCUGCAGCCGCCAGUACCUGCACAAAUUUUUAAGCACUGCCCAAGCAACAUGCCUUGCUGACCAGCCAAAGCCUGUGAAAGAAUACAAGUAUCCUGAGAAAUUGCCGGGACAGCUAUACGAUGCAAACACGCAGUGCAAGUGGCAGUUUGGAGAGAAAGCCAAGCUCUGCAUGCUGGAUUUUAAAAAGGAUAUCUGUAAAGCCCUGUGGUGCCAUCGGAUUGGAAGGAAGUGUGAGACUAAAUUUAUGCCAGCAGCAGAAGGCACUGUUUGUGGGCAUGACAUGUGGUGCCGUGGAGGACAGUGUGUGAAAUAUGGUGAAGAAGGCCCCAAGCCUACCCACGGCCAUUGGUCAGACUGGUCUCCCUGGUCACCGUGCUCCAGGACCUGCGGAGGAGGGGUGUCCCACAGAGACCGCCUCUGCACCAAUCCCAAACCAUCGCAUGGCGGGAAGUUUUGUGAGGGCUCCACCCGCACUCUGAAGCUUUGCAACAGUCAGAAAUGUCCCCACGACAGUGUUGACUUCCGUGCCCUGCAGUGUGCGGAAUACAACAGCAAACGGUUCCGAGGGUGGCACUACAAGUGGAAGCCUUACACGCGAGUAGAAGAUCAGGACUUAUGCAAACUCUACUGUAUCGCAGAAGGAUUUGAUUUCUUCUUUUCUUUGUCAAAUAAAGUCAAAGAUGGGACUCCAUGCUCGGAGGAUAGCCGUAAUGUUUGUAUAGAUGGGAUAUGUGAGAGAGUUGGAUGUGACAACAUCCUUGGGUCCAAUGCCAUGGAAGACUCCUGUGGUGUGUGCGAGGGGAAUAACUCAGACUGCAUGACGCACAAAGGCCUCUAUGCCAAGCACCACCGCACCAACCAGUAUUAUCACAUGCUUACCAUUCCUUCUGGAGCCCGGAGUAUUCGCAUCUACGAAAUGAACGUAUCCACCUCCUACAUUGCUGUGCGCAAUGCCCUCGAAACUUACUAUCUGAACGGACACUGGACCGUGGACUGGCCUGGCCGCUACAAGUUUUCAGGCACUGCCUUUGACUACCGACGGUCUUACAGGGAGCCGGAGAGCUUGACCUCUGCGGGGCCAACCAACGAAACACUGAUCGUGGAGCUUCUGCUUCAGGGAAGGAAUCCGGGUGUUGCCUGGGAAUACUCAGUGCCUCGACGGGCAGGCGAGAAGAAGCCCAGCGCCCAGCCCAGCUACACGUGGGCCAUCGUCCGCUCCGAGUGCUCCGUCUCCUGUGGAGGGGGGCAGAUGACCACACGAGAAGGCUGCUACAGAGACCUGAAGUUUCAAGUAAACACAUCAUUCUGCAAUCCCAGCACCCGGCCUGUCACAGGGGUGGUGCCUUGCAGAGUAUCUGCCUGUCCUCCCAGUUGGUCCAUGGGGAACUGGAGUACCUGCAGCAGGACGUGCGGUGGGGGCACCCAGAGCCGAGUGGUUCAGUGCACGCGGCGGGCUCACUACAGAUCAGAGCGGGUCACCACCAGCCUGUGCCCCCAGCCUGUCCCCGCCAGCCGACAGGCCUGCCACCUCCAGAGCUGUCCACCCACUUGGAGUGCGGGGCCCUGGGCAGAGUGCUCUCGAACCUGCGGAAAGGGAUGGAGGAAGAGGUCUGUGGCCUGUAAGAGCACCAACCCCUCAGCCAGGGCACAGCUGCUGCCCGAUGCCCUCUGUAGCUCGGAGCCCAAGCCCAGGACUCACGAAGCCUGUCCGCUUAAGCGUUGUCACAAGCACAAGAAGCUGCAGUGGCUUGUGUCUGCCUGGUCCCAGUGCUCUGCUACCUGUGAAAGGGGAACACAAAAACGAUUCUUGAAAUGUGCAGAGAAGUACAUAUCUGGGAAGUACCGGGAGCUGACCUCAAAGAAGUGCUUGCACUUGCCGCAGCCCGACCUGGAGCUGGAGCGCGCCUGCGCCCUGUUCCCCUGCCCCAAGCACCCCUUGUUUGCUGCCAUGGGCCCCCCUCAGGCCAGCUGGUUUGCCUCACCCUGGUCUCAGUGCACAGCCAGCUGUGGGGGCGGCGUGCAGACCAGGUCCGUGCAGUGCCUGGCAGGGGGCCGGCCGGCCAUAGGCUGCUAUGUUCACCAGAAGCCCGAAGCCUCCCUGGCCUGCAACACUCACUUCUGUCCUAUCGCAGAGAAGAAAGAUGACUUCUGCAGAGACCACCUGCACUGGUGCUCCCUGGUGCCCCAGCACAGGAUGUGCGGCCACCAGUUCUACGGCCAGCAGUGUUGCGAGACUUGCUCCAAAUCCAACCUGUGA